Aspergillus pseudotamarii is the source of this 3738-nucleotide messenger RNA. RefSeq lists its product as uncharacterized. Gene Ontology annotation, biological process: carbohydrate metabolic process. The record is from RefSeq and is a predicted model, not a curated record. The coding region runs from base 1 to 3738 and encodes 1245 amino acids. Gene Ontology annotation, molecular function: phosphopantetheine binding; kinase activity. NCBI's taxonomy places the organism in Eukaryota, Fungi, Ascomycota, Eurotiomycetes, Eurotiales, Aspergillaceae. The transcript has 2 exons.
AUGGCUUGCACAGCGCCAUUAUUGCCGGUAUUAUCCUCGCCGGCUACGUCGGAGGCUGCAUCGGCUUCUCCGGAAGUCUCGUCCCCGGCAACGUCAAACGACGAGUACGAGGAGCCUGAACGAGAAAUCUACACAAUCCAUGACCUCCUGCUCACGCGAGCCAAUGGAAAAGCAGCCGAUGAACCCAUUGUCGCAUACCCUUCCAAGGACAUCGAUUAUGUAUACUACACUCCUCGUCAGUUACAUGACUAUGUGGAGGCUGCAGCUAUUCACUAUGCGGAGAUAAUUCCUCAACGUCGGUCAUCAGAGGAUCCUGUGCAGGUGGUGGGCUUACUUGGCCCUUCUGACUUUGAAUACCUCAUCACAUUGAUGGCCAUUUCGAGACUGGGGCACACAGUGCUGUUGCUUUCGACGCGCAUCGCUGAGGAUGCCUAUGUCAGCUUGGUCGAUGCCACCAAAGCCUCCUUUCUCAUCGCUCAGGACGGUUUCAAGGCUAUGGCGGACAACGUAAGCAGCAGGACGGGUGUGAUCGUGCAACCGGUGUUAAAGCGCGAGGACUAUGACAGCUCCAUCACCGGCAAGCUGGUCCUUGAGGCGAGCGAAUUUGACGGACCGACGGAGGCAAAGAACGUGUGCUGGAUCAUUCAUUCAAGCGGUUCAACAGGACACCCUAAGCCGAUCUAUCAGACGCAUGCUGGUGCAUUGAAAAAUUACGCCAACAACUUCGGUCUCAAGGGAUUUAUCACGCUGCCCCUCUUUCAUGCCCAUGGCAUUAGCUGUCUUUUCCGAGCAAUUCACUCGCAGAAGCUAAUUUACAUGUACAAUGCGAAGCUACCAUUGACGGCCUCUUGCUUGUUAUCCACGCUGCAGGGACACCCAGAUAUUCAAGUGCUCUAUGCCGUCCCAUACGCCUUGAAACUUCUUUCCGAGUCAGAACAGGGCCUCGAAUCCUUGGCACGGAUGGAGCUGGUCAUGUUUGGUGGCUCGUCCUGUCCCAAGCCAAUUGGCGACACGCUUGUGAAGAACGGCACAUUACUGGUCUCCCAUUAUGGAACAACGGAAACGGGACAGCUGAUGACAUCCUUCCGGGAGCGCUCCGAUUUGGACUGGGAUUAUGUUCGACCGGGGCCCUCCUUGCUGCCAUAUAUCCGGUGGGAAGAGCGAUUCCCUGGGAUCUACGAACUCUCGGUCCUGGAGGGUUGGCCAUCGAAGGUGGCGAGCAACCGCCCCGAUGGAUCCUAUGCGACAAAGGAUCUGUUUGAGAAGCAUCCAUCCAAGCCCAAUGCCUGGCGCUACUACGCUCGCCUGGAUGAUACACUUGUGCUGGAGAAUGGCGAAAAGGCUAACCCUCUCAUCAUCGAGGGCGUGGCUCGUAACCAUCCGGACGUGGGCGAGGCGAUUGCUUUUGGUGCCAACAAGGAUCGCCUAGGGUUAUUCCUCGUCCGCGCAGCCAAUACUGUGAACAAGACUGACGAAGAGGUCAUUGAUGCCGUCUUUCCUGCCAUCGAAAAGUGCAACGCGGACUCCCCCUCCUAUGCUCACAUCUCGCGUGAUAUGAUUCAAGUCCUCCCUCCCAAUACGGUAUAUCGCGCAACCGACAAGGGAACCGUGAUCCGCUCUGCAUUCUACCGCGACUUCCAAGAGCAGAUUGAACAGGUCUAUGAGCAGGGCGAUGCGACGGGUGAUCAAGUCUUGGAGGGAAUCGAGUUGAAUACUUUUCUCCGGGAAAGCUUGCUGGAAGUGGCCCCAACGAUCAAUUCUGCUGUGUUGGAGGAUACCACCGACGUAUUCAGUCUUGGUGUCGACAGCCUACAGUCGAUUCGCUUACGGAAAAUAAUCACCAAGACGCUGAACAUCGGCGGCCAGAGACUAUCCCAAAACUUCGUCUUUGAACACCCCUCUAUUCAACGCAUGGCAGACGAAAUCACCCGACUCCGUCUAGGCCUCGACGCCGGCAAACAGGUCCCCAUCGAGGAACAGAUGUCGCAGCUUAUUGACAAAUACAGCAACAAUUUCAAGGCGCAUAUACCAGUACUGCAAGCGGUCAAGGGAGAGCGUAUUGCUGUGACCGGGGCCACGGGCUCGCUGGGUGUUCACCUCGUGGCGCAGCUGGUUCAGAUGGAACAGGUCCAUACCGUGUUCUGCCUGGUUCGGGCAAGUUCUGCGCACUCUGCCCUUCGCCGAGUGCGCCAAAGUCUUUAUGAUCGGGGUUUACUAUACAACUUAAGUCCCGCUGAUGAACGCAAGAUUGUUGCUUUGCCCGCACAACUCUCCAACGCAUCUCGCCUCGGCUUGGAUGAACCCACUUACACGCAGUUGACUCAGUCUCUGACUGCAGUGAUCCACUGUGCUUGGUCCGUCAACUUCAACUGGUCUCUGGGUAGCUUCGAGGAUAGCUGUAUUGCUGCGACCCGCCAUCUGCUCGACCUAUGUCUAGAUUCCCAGGCGCCUAUGCCCGCAAAGUUCUCUUUCUGCUCGUCUGUGAGCACAGUGGCUCGGACCCCAGGCCACUGGGUACCGGAAGAGUUGCCGGAGUCCUUGUCAUACGCCCAGGGCAUGGGCUACGCGCAGUCAAAGCUCGUGACAGAACACAUUGUCAACCGCGCCGCGCAACACACUAACAUCGCUGCCCGCGUCUUACGUGUGGGCCAAAUUGUUGCGGAUACCGUCCAUGGCAUCUGGAAUGCUACAGAGGCUAUUCCGAUGAUCCUCCAGACGGGCAAGACCAUCAAAGCUCUUCCUGAACUAGACGAUGUUCUUUCCUGGACCCCUGUUGAUGUCAUCGCAAACAGCGUCAUUGAACUCGCACUGGGAACGGACGUAGCGGACAUCGUCAACCUGACCAAUCCCACCCUCAGUCACUGGACUCGCGACCUGCUUCCGCUGCUCAAAACUGCUGGGCUAGAAUUCGAGCAAUUGCCCCAGCGAGAGUGGUUGAACCGUUUGCGUCAGUCUAACCCAGACCCAGCUGCAAAUCCUCCGAUCAAGUUAAUCGAGUUCUUCGCUAGCAAGUACGACCAUGAUCGGCCUAGUCGAGUCCUCCUCUAUGACACAAAGAAGGCCCAGGCCGGUGCACCAGCCUUGCGUCAAGCAGGAGGACUCAAUGCACAGUUUGUGUCGCGAUUCAUGGGGCAUUUCCGAAACCAAUGCUGGUCAAUCAAGGAUAUAACAUCUGUCUCCAAGAAGUCCCGUGAGGUCAUCUUCCUGGCAGGUCCCUGCGGCUGCGGUAAAAGUACAGCCGCCGAGGCAUUGGCGCAACGAUUUAGCAUGCCCAUCAUUGAAGGUGACGAUCUCCACUCUCCAGUAUCCCGACAGCGGAUGGCCAACAAUAUUCCUCUCACCGAUAGCGACCGGUGGGACUGGUUGGCUCAUAUUCGGGGAGCGGUAAUGGACCGACUUCAACACUCGGCAGCACCAGCGGUGGUGGUAACAUGCUCGGCACUCCGGGCUAUCUACCGCGACGAACUACGACGCUUGUCGCGACUAUUUGAUUUCCCCGUCAAUGUUACCUUUCUUAUGUUGUCCAUCAAGGAUCGGGCGCAGCUCAAGGAACGCCUCAUUGCUCGGUCUGCUAAGGAGGGUCAUUAUAUGAGCUCCGCUAUGGUCGACUCGCAGUUGGAUACGUUGGAGAGUCCAUCUGGGUCUGAAAGUGAUGUGAUUUCGCUGGACUCUGAUCAACCGAUGGAGGAGAUGCUUCACGGAGUGGAGGAGGUUGUUCAGGGGCUUCUGGAUAUAUGA